UGUGCACUGGGUGCCUGCGGAGCUUGUCUGCCGCGCUGCACCCAGCUAAGGCAGGGAGGAACCCAGCCUACCAUUGGGUGAAGCAACCACCUCUGCAGUGCCAGGAAGCGAGCUGUGGUGUGUGCUGCGUGGUGCCUGCUCUAGAAGGAGCCAAAGGGGAGUGGGAGAGCUCAGAUCAAGAUGUUUGAAAUACUCGGGACCCCCUAAUUAGGAAUAACUCUGCGGGAGAAAAGGAACUAACUCCUCCAGGUGGGCUGGCAAGGAAGAGAGCAUGAUCAGAUCCCUGCUCUUCACACUCACCGGCUCUUGAGUUUCUGCAAAAGCUCAUCCUCACAGUGGUGUUGGAAGCAGCUUCCCCAUGGCUGCAGCCGGUGGCAAGGGGCCGGUGGGGACCCCACUCCUGCCAGCCUGCUCUGCCCUGCUCCUGCUCGGCAUCCUGAUCUACCUGGGCGCCCUGUGCGCUGCCUGCAGACGAAGGGGCAGGAAGAAGAAUGUCCCUCCGGACGGAGUGAAGCUGGUGGACGAGUCCCUGCUCAGACAGACGCAGCUGCGGUCGCUCAGCAAGUCCGACACGAAGCUGCACGAGCUGUACCGGGUGAAGGCCAGGGGUGACGGCCAGCGGCCGGCCAGCCUGGAUUUCCCCAGUCCCACAGCCCCCCCCAGCAGCACUGAUUCCCCGCACAGCUCUGGCAUCAGCGUCCUCCUGCACCGUGAGCUGCCCCAGAUCCCCGUCCCCGAGCCCCCAGCUGCCUCCCCGGCCCCCGACCAGACCUACUCCAACCUGCUCUUUGCCCCACGGUGCAAGCCGGUGCCAGACACCGUCUACGAGUGCCUGGCGGUGGGGGGCGAGGAUGCCCCUGUGCCCACCGGCACCCAGGUGUCCCCCCCACGGGCUGGGCACGGGGCAGCCGAUUAUGCCUGUGUCCAUAAGGUGAAGAAGACGGUGCCUGUGGAGGUGCAGGAUGGGGCUGUGGCGGGGCCUCCUGGAGCACCACAGUACUGGGACGGCACAGGCCAUGCCCCCCAGGCGAAGCUAGAAGAGAUGUACUCAACAGUGUGCAAAGCCACCAAGAAGAGAACCCAGGUUCCUGCAUCAUCCCUGAGGGAGGGGGAUGCUGGCUGGCCACCCCCCCACCAGGAGGAGGGUGCCCCAGCCAGGUGCUGGUCUCCAGCAGCCCAAAGCCCCCCUGACCCCUGCUAUGAGUCAAUCAGCGAGAAAGCCUGGACUGCUCAGGGCCGCAGCCCCGACCCCGACUAUGAGGCUGUGGACGUUAACUGGAAGAAGGUGGUGCAACGGGACAAGCCGAGGAAGCCCUGUGCACCCGAGAACCUGUAUGAAAGUGUUGGCGACAUUUGGGCAGGGGAGUCCCGGCGAGCCUCUGCCAGGACGGCAGCCAACGGGCUGAAGGUGUACAUCACCAACCUAUAGCAUCCCCCUGGGAGUGGGGUCCUCACUGCAGGGUGGUCCCACCCCAGCCAGAGCCACCAGGGCUGGGGUUCCCCAGGGACUGGCUUUCCAGGGGACCGAGCCCCCCAGGGACAGGCACACAGGAGCCCAGUGCCAGCCAGGGCGGCUGCAGCCCUGCAAGCGCUUUCUGUGUGUAUUUCAUGUUACUUUUCUUUAAGUGUCCUUGCUGAAACCCAUCCCACCGGUGCCAGCAGGCUGAUGUUGGGAUGCCCCGAGAUGGGCAGUUUGCAGUGCUGGGUGCCAUGUGGGAGCCCAGUGGGACAGGGCCGGUGUUGCCACCACGAUGGGAACUGCUUCAGGACCGGUCCUGUUCUGGAGGCUGGUGGUGGCAGGGCUGUGAGCCAGCCCCAUGGCCCUGGGCUGCAGGAUCAGGCCCUCAUCAACAGGGUUAUGCCAUAAGUGAGGGUCUCUGUCUUCUUCCAUCUGCCUGGGGAAGCCCCCAGGAAGCCAGGAGCAGCUUUGCUCCCGUCACUGAGGGUUCCUGGUGUGGGGGCCUGGGGCCAGCCCUGUGCCUCGGUGCAAGGCAGUGUAGACUUUCGGACACGUGUGAUGGUGUCCCUGUGAGCAGCCAUCUCCCAAACACCAUUAAAAGGCUGAGAGUGGGUUGUCCUUAGGAGAGAAUGCUCUUAAACUGGCUCUAAACCCCUGGUUCUGGUGCUGCUGCUGCUGCUGCAGCAAUGCUGUAGGGCUGGUGCUGGGAGAGCGGCUUUGGGUGCAGCGGAUCUGUGAGCGGGUGCACCUGCCUGCCGCCCCCUCCACGGGUUUUAUCCACCAUUGGGAUGUGCAGCCUCCAAGAGCUGCUGAAACAGGGUGGCCCGUCCCAGAGCAGGGACUUGCUCUGGGGCUUUGCAGGGGGUCGGAGCUGGGGAGCGUUUGCACGGUGCUUGCUGCCCUGCUCACCUCCAUGUCGCUCCUGUGGGUGCUACAGCCCCAACGGGUGCCAAAAACCUGUGGGAGAGCUGGGUGUGCGCCCCCAGCCCUCGGAUCCCAGGGCUCAAACUUUCCUCCUUUCCUUCCCCAACGGGGCGUUGGGCAUCCCUGCCCCAAGGGGUGCCUGGGGCCCCCCAGGCUAUGCACCGAUGGUGGCCCUAGUCCCACUGCCGCCUCCCUGGGAGUAACUCAGGUGGCCAGGGGCUGCUGGAGUUGGUGGCACGGUGACGUGGUGCAGCAGAGCUGGCGGGCAGUGCAGUGCAGUGCGGCGGGCGGGCAGGAAGCCACGUGCCUGCCAUCGGCAGCUUCGCCCCUGCAUCACGGCAGGUGACACGAGAUUAAAAACGAAAACAAGGCGCUCGGCAAAACCUGCUGCAGACUGAAGACAUUGAAGCUGGGAGGCAGCUCGGGCGCUUGUG
Falco peregrinus (peregrine falcon) is the source of this 2817-nucleotide messenger RNA. RefSeq names its product Lck interacting transmembrane adaptor 1 (gene LIME1). The coding region runs from base 359 to 1429 and encodes 356 amino acids. Lineage: Eukaryota; Metazoa; Chordata; Aves; Falconiformes; Falconidae. Gene Ontology annotation, biological process: T cell receptor signaling pathway; B cell receptor signaling pathway. The record is from RefSeq and is a predicted model, not a curated record. The transcript has 6 exons.